Molecule: messenger RNA, 1796 nt
Organism: Cyprinodon tularosa
Lineage: Eukaryota; Metazoa; Chordata; Actinopteri; Cyprinodontiformes; Cyprinodontidae
Gene: rhoua
Product: ras homolog family member Ua
Exons: 4
Coding region: 137-943 (268 amino acids)
Biological process (GO): small GTPase-mediated signal transduction
Molecular function (GO): GTPase activity; GTP binding
Source: RefSeq, a predicted model, not a curated record
CUGAUAGAGAAUUUCAGGCUGUUUUAUAGUGUUUUAACCAUGGAAAGUGAGUGGGAGCGCACAGCUUAUUGUGGAGGAAAAGAAUGGACCCUGUGAAAACUGACCCCACCAAGAAGGACUGACUUCCACCACCUCCAUGUCCCCCUCCUCUCCGUGCCAGGUGUCUGCGAAGCGCGAGGAGGGCUACAAGCCGGCAGCGGUGCCCCCAGCUCCACCCGUCCCGCCUCGCAGGGUCCGGAGCCGGGACGGGGGCUCCGGAGGAAGGACGCGGAGGGCAGCAGCUCCGGAGAGGCGGGUGAAGUGUGUGCUGGUGGGGGACGGAGCUGUGGGGAAAACCAGUCUGGUGGUCAGCUACACCACCAAUGGUUACCCCACCGAGUACGUUCCGACAGCGUUUGACAACUUCUCUGCGGUUGUAUCAGUGGAUGGACAGCCAGUGAAACUUCAACUCUGUGAUACAGCUGGACAGGAUGAGUUCGACAGGCUUCGCCCGCUGUGUUACACCAGUGCAGACGUGUUCAUGCUGUGCUUCAGUGUCGUCAGUCCCGCCUCCUUCCAGAAUGUUCCUGAAAAAUGGGUCCCAGAGAUCCGUAAACACGCCCCAUUCGUUCCCCUUGUCCUUGUGGGGACACAGUGUGACCUCCGGGAAGAUGUCAAGGUGCUCAUCGACUUGGCUAAGUACAGAGAGAGACCCGUUGACCCCACAGAUGCCCGGGAAUGUGCCAUGGAGAUUGGUGCUGUGGCCUACAUGGAGUGCUCCUCUCUGACCCAAAAGAAUUUAAAGGAGGUUUUCGAUACAGCCAUCCUUGCCAGCCUGCAGAAAUACAGCUCCCGGAAACACUCGAGAAGCAAACAGAAGCAUCGAAAAAAGCCAAGGCAGACCCCAGACAAGAUGAAGAGGCUUUCAAAGUCAUGGUGGAAAAGGUACUGCUGCGUGGCCUAGAGCAGGCCUGGGAUGCUCCUAGACAGGAUUCAUCUGGUUUCAGCGAUUCCAAAGACACUUUUUUUUAUACAUAAAGUAACUAUACACAACCAUGCUGGGAACAUGGAUUGAAACAGAGUAAGACUUUUGCAAAUGUGAAAUGUUUUUAUCCAUAUUGCAAAUCUGAUUUACUACUGAGUUUCUAGCAUGAAUUCAAUGCAAGGUUCUUCUUUGUUUAUUUACUUAAAGCAAUGGUUCUGUCCUGUUCUGGGACCAUAAAAGACAGAGUUUUGAUAGUUUUGAUAGCUUCUUUUUUUUUGUUUGGUUCCCAGCAUGUUUGAUAUAUUUAUCCUGCCUUUUUUAUGUAUUCCAGAGGAGAAAUGUGUUGGACAUAAAUAUAAAUAUAUCUGAUGAUCUAAACUUAACAACACUGUCAGUUGACUAAACUAAUCCUCUAAACUCUUCCCCUGUGGAAUUGUUUAAAAGUAGGUAUGGAAAGUGCUGUCCAAAACCAGAACUUUGUAAAUUAGGAUUUUGUGAUGCCGACAUGGUCUCCAGUUCGACCUAAGAUUUAGGAUACUCUGAUGAAAGGAUUCACUCACUUGUAGAUUUUAUAUAUUUAGUUCCAUGUUUUCCAGUCAAUGAAUCAGACCUUGAUUAACUUUAUUUUUUGGUCUUAAGCGGAACAAUUCACACUUAGUUUAGAUUUGAAGGUUUUUGUGGAAGCUCAGAGAUAUAUAAUUGUGUUCUGAACUCAUGCAAAUGUUUUGUCUCAUAAGAUAACACUAAAUGUGCCUGCUUUGAUCAAAACUAAGAUUUCCAAACAACACGCAUUCUUUAUGUCAUGAGGAAAUAAAAAAUAGCAGAAAGCAAA